This is a messenger RNA of Odontomachus brunneus, 3104 nucleotides long. Its product is annotated as sodium-dependent nutrient amino acid transporter 1-like. Gene Ontology annotation, biological process: sodium ion transmembrane transport. The record is from RefSeq and is a predicted model, not a curated record. Gene Ontology annotation, molecular function: L-amino acid transmembrane transporter activity. Bases 560 to 2494 code for a protein of 644 amino acids. The transcript is spliced from 12 exons. NCBI's taxonomy places the organism in Eukaryota, Metazoa, Arthropoda, Insecta, Hymenoptera, Formicidae. Gene Ontology annotation, cellular component: membrane.
GGAUGGAAUGAUAAUAAGCUUGAGAACUCAAUUAUAUAACAUGCUUAGCUGCCGGGUUUUUAUAAAGUCGACUAUGAUUGGUAUAGUCGACGACAACGAUGGUCGGCGAGAAUAACCGCAGCGUGCAUUUUGACCUUUGGAUGAUUCACACACAUGCAAAUUACAUCAUUUAUUUUUGGAGUCUACGGAGUCUCAUAUUAAACCCAACCUGAUCUCCGGUUUGAUUGCGAUUCGCGUGAGUUAUGGCUCGAACUUACGUAGAUUGUGUAGCCUUUCCCUACCUUGAGCCUAUCCGUAUUGCGCUACACCUGCGCAAAACGUAAUCCACGCUCUCUCAGUGUGGCCGCAGGAACUUGGUUCAAGCGGAUACCAGCGAUACGUGCCGAAAUUGCCAGUUUGCAUAAGAUGUUGGGAGCUUCAACUGCUUGAAUUUGAAAUACUUUCACCGUCCGCCUUGUGACCACCGUUUGAAUCCUCUAAUUUUCCUCCAGUCGCCGUGAAGUCCGCGAGUGUUACUUUGUCAGUGUAUUUUGUAUAUUAUUUAGUAGCUGAGAGGAAAAUGGAAAAGGUUGGGACAGAGAAUCCAGGUUUUAUUGGCGAUAAUGGCAGCGGGGAAAGGCGGAACUCGAAAGAAAUCCUUGGAACGAAUAACGAUGGAUUUAACUUUGCUUGCCAGAUGCCUAACGACAGAAAACUGCCGUUCUCGCCGCUGGAAGAGACGUCGACAGCGGAAAACGAAAAGAAACGAGCGACUUGGGGAAGCGAUACGGAAUUUCUUAUGUCCUGCAUCGCAAUGUCCGUCGGACUUGGCAACGUUUGGAGAUUUCCGUUCACCGCGUACGAAAACGGUGGUGGUGCUUUUCUUAUUCCGUAUAUCCUCGUACUCUUCGUAGUGGGGAAGCCGUUUUACUAUUUGGAAAUGAUAAUGGGUCAAUUUACCAGCAGUUCCUCUGUGAAAAUAUGGUCCGCCGUACCGGCAUUGCGUGGUGUCGGCUGGGCACAAACAUACUCGACGGCCGCCGUAGGUACUUAUUACUGUGCGUUGAUGUCGAUCAGUUUGUUGUACUUCGUGAGAAGCUUCGCGACGCAGCUCCCAUGGUCCACGUGUCUGGAGGAUUGGGGAGACAGUUGCGUGGAUUCGGCCAAGAAGGGUAACAUCACCGACAAUAUCACCGUGGUGAGAAGUUCUGCUGAACUAUAUUUUACAAAAACAGUACUGAAAGAGAAAGAGAAUAUUGACGAUGGAGUGGGCCUUCCAGACUGGAAGCUGACAGUAUGCCUUUUAAUUGUGUGGGUCUGUAUUUGCGGAUUGGUAGCACGCGGCGUAAGGACUUCAGGAAAAGCCGCCUAUUUUCUCGCCAUAUUUCCGUAUAUCGUGAUGAUCUGUUUGCUGAUUAGAGCGGUGACUUUAGAAGGUGCCGUAAACGGAAUUGUCUUCUUCAUUAAGCCCAACUUUGAGAAGUUGUUCGAAGCGGAUGUCUGGUACGCUGCUGUCACACAGUGCUUCUUUUCACUGUCGGUUUGCUUCGGUGGUGUAGUCAUGUACUCGUCUCACAACAACUUUAACCACAAUAUUUACAGAGACGUUAUAAUUGUAACCACGCUAGACACGUUAACGAGUUUGUUGGCGGGCUUCACUAUUUUCGGCAUACUCGGUAAUUUAGCGUAUGAGCUUGGCACCGAUGACAUAAGUCGUGUGGUACGAAGCGGAACCGGCCUUGCCUUUAUUUCCUAUCCAGACGCUAUAGCAAAGUUUAGCGUUUUGCCACAGCUGUUCUCCGUGCUUUUCUUCUUAAUGCUAUUUGUCCUGGGAAUUGGUAGCGCUGUUGCGUUGGUCAGUUCUCUUAAUAUCAUUAUUUGUGACCAAUUUCCAACGUGGAAGCACUGGCAUGUAGUUAUCGGGACGGCUGUAAUUGGCUUUCUCGCCGGUACUCUUUAUUGCACACCUGGUGGUCAAUUCAUGCUAGGUCUGGUGGAUUUCUACGCAGGAUCAUUUAUAAUCUUCUUCUUAGCUACGUUGGAGAUGAGCGGCACAUUCUGGGUAUACGGACUCGAGAAUUUGUUGGAUGACGUCGAGUAUAUGUUACAGAGACGUCCAUCAGUAUAUUGGAGAAUCUGCUGGGCGAUAAUCACACCGUUGUUGCUCGCAGGAAUCCUAAUUUAUACUAUUAUCAACUUAAAACCGCUGACUUAUAGCAACGUACCAUAUCCAUCUAGCGCACAUAUUGUCGGUUGGACGUUAUUCACCUUUGGCGUGCUGCAAGUUCCAUUCUGGAUGCUCUAUACAAUAUUAUCGAAAAGAAAUUUGGGACUACCUGAGAUGUUCAAGGCAGCUUUUAGCCCUUCGUCGAAAUGGGGUCCAAAAAGUCCCGCGCACAUGGCAUCCUGGCGCGAAUUUAAAGAAAUGAUGAAUAAAAAACGCGAAAAACGCAAUUGUUCGCGGUUAAAACAGUUUAUUUAUGUGAUUUUCUGUUUAGAACACAAACUCGUCUGAUCAUACAUUAUUUUAGUAUUUUAUGUUAUGAAAUGUUCCACAUAGGACGAUGUAUAGUUAAAUGAACUUGCAUUUUAACACAUAGAAAUUCACAUGGAAAUUCACAUAGUUUUAUUCGCAUUUAACUCACGUUUCUCAUGUCGACAGUAUUAACAGUUCGUGUUAAUAUAACAAUGUGUAUGCUCUGGCGGUUAUCAGAAAUCCUUUUACUGAUAUGGGUGCACGCAUGUACAACACAUGUAUCCGAAGCACAUUACAAAUAUUUGUGGUUAUUUAUUUUAUUUAGUUUAUUACUUAUAUAUUCAGAACGGAGUUUUAAACUUUCGAUAAAUAAUUUUGACAAUAGAGAAUUGCAAAACUUUAAUCUGUGACUUUAAACUGGCAUGUUGUAUCAACAUUAGCAAAGAGUAUAACGCACAAUUUGUGAUUAUUUGUAUUCUCUGCAAUAAUUUAUAUUUCGAUGUACACAUUUCACAUGUUUUAUCUUGUAAGAUUAUCAUCAAAAUGUAAUACAGCAAUGCAUAAAUAAUACAGUAGUAACAAAGUUUGUCUAAGCCAUGUAUUUACUCGAGCUAUAAAUUUACUAUUUUCACUUGUGACUUAUAAAGGA